Porites evermanni is the source of this 5622-nucleotide messenger RNA. Lineage: Eukaryota; Metazoa; Cnidaria; Anthozoa; Scleractinia; Poritidae. The record is from the annotation of a GenBank genome assembly.
UUCGCUUUCAAUUUCCUUGAAACUUCCUCGUUCAACACUAAAGGAAGACAACUUUGGAGACUGAUCGCAUCGCAGUUUGAUCCUUGCCGCUAAGAGAAACAUACCAGACUGCUGGGCGAUUAAUAGGUGUUGCAAAUACGUAAGUACGCCGUUUGUACCAUUUUCCUGAUAUUGAAGUGCUUCUUAGAGUUUUGCAUUUUGAUCAAAUAGUUAGAAGACCACAACGAUCACUAGAUUCCGUAAAGUUGAGUAUGAGUUAAGCAUCAACGUUUUAGGAGAGUCUGAUUGGAAAUACUAUUUUCAUGUUAAAUGUGCCAGUCGGCUUGGGAAGAUAAAGAGUUGCCUAAAUCGCUUCGGGAACACAGCUUGUAUUGAUAAAGUAGACUAAUAGUGCAAGCUUAGUGUUGAUACAUGUACAGUGACUUGUAUAAAAAAUUUCCGAACUUUGAAUUUCUUUGUAGAGCUUAAUUUUGAAUUCUGGUUUCUGUGAUGAAAUUCUGAAUUAAUUUGAGAGCCCAAAGGUCUGAAAGAGGCUUUCCGUGUGUGGCCGCUGCUUGAGAAUCUUACAAAAGUAGACAACAUAAUUCACACAGGAAGUCUUCUGCUUUCCCGUCGAAACAAAGCGAGGCAGUCAGGGGCACCCAACGACAAUUUUCGGAAAAAUAUCUGUUCGGAAGACGACUUGAGAUCUAGAAUUUUCGGAACAUUUGUUGUAAAAUUUCUUGCUUGCCCGCUUCUCCUAGGAUUUUCGAACAUCUAAAAUAUGGUAUUAUUGCCUAUUUUUAACGGAUUUUUACCCUAAAAAGCUCACCUAGAAUUUUCGGGAGCCUUUUUUCUGGCUGAAAUUUUCGAAAAGGUUAGUUUUGAUCCCUAUAAUUUUCGGAUCACUAGACUUUCAGCUAGGAAAUCCGAACAGAUGAAAAAUUUUUAGGGGAUAAAAAUAUGCCUAUAUCUACCGUUUACAUACCAAAAUACGUUUAACAAUGCUAUAUUUUACCGGUUUUGAACUAAAUUCUCGUUGGGUGCCCCUGGGCAGUUGUGGCUGAUGUUCUUCAUUCGUUGAAAAGUCAACUUUGAACGGACAAUUAUAGGACCCGUAGACCACUGUUGUUUCUUUUUGUAGACGUAUAAAUCCUCGGUAGCAGGGAUCUUAUUAUCCAUGAGCAUUAUUAUGAUUAUUUUAGUGAAUCGCGUGAAUUAAACGUGAUCGCGUGAAUUAGCGUCCGUUCAAUAUCAGGCGUGUGGCACUAUACUAAAUAUUUUGCGGGGCUCUGCUAUUUUUCCGGUUUUUUACUCUUUAAACAAUAAGGCACGUUUAAAUGCGUUGCAUAAAAAAUAUCAGUUUACAGAAAGAUGAGAAUCGAUAAAAUUGCACAUAAACAUAUUCCUAUUAGUUCGCUGCAUAUCUUUUUACAGAUCUGUUCAAAUGGUAGAUUAAGGUAUCUCGACUGGAUUUUUUAGGGGGGAUACCUCCCAAGUUUGAGCAUUAACUAAGUCAGCAUCAGCAAAGAUAUGGGAAAAUGGUUACCACAACUGUAUUAUAUAAAGGUAAAAAUUUCUUAUGAUCUGGGUUUUAUUGCAAUCGGAGUAGCCAUGGUAACGUAAUGAGGCCAUUACGGUUUUUAUUUAUCUUUGCGUUUCUCUGUAGUACGAAUUUUUUUAAGAAAUCGCUUAAGGGAGUAUGUACCUACCAUAAUUGCCUCAAUUAUGGCAAAGGUUGAACAAAUUCUAUGCGAGCGUUUUAGAAAUAUUUUGAAACAAAGUUUUAAGAAUCAUAAAAACAGUGAAAUAUCAUGCUAUCCACACAAUGAGCUAAUAUUUUAAGAAAAUGAUAAGCCUUGGAAACGCAGCUUCAUCUCUUAGUGGUUUGAUUCCAUUGAAAACUGCGUACAAAAGAAGAGGGGAAUUGCUUUGGGCGAUCGCGAGAAUUUUAGAAGAAUUUUAUAAACUUGUAUUCAGCUGCUUUUGUUUUCCCCCGACAACGAUGAGUACCCAAAACUAACUAACCACCUAUUUUUUCUCUUGCACAUUUUUCAUCAGAUCCCAAUAAAAAUGGAAUACAGUUUGGAACAAUUGAACUAUUUUAGAGCCUCGUACAUCGCCUUCAACUUAAUCCCGGAAGGGCUUCGAACAGUCUUCAAACAAGAGUGGGAUUUCCUUUACGAGGCAACAGCGUUUGGGAAAUGGAAGGACACCCCAAAAAAUGGCCUCGAUUUCUACAACACAGAACCACCAAGGAGCCAAACCAAAAAUGCUCGACUUUUAACGACAAUACAAAGGGGAAACACUGCAGAGUGGGACUGCAGUCGUCUAUUUUUUGCAAUAUUAUUCUCGAACACUAUUGGCAAUACAUUAAGUCCAGGAAUAAGAAAAGAAGUUGACGAUCUUCGACAAUUUCGAAACGAUAUCGCUCACAGAAAUGAGGCCGAACUUACCAAUGCUGAAUUCUAUAAUUAUGUUGCAAGAGUGUUAGCUGCUUUCACAUCAUUGAAACUUCCAAUUAAUGAAGUUGAUGAUAUAAAAAACCAGACUGACUUUCCCACAGCCGAACUAAAUGCUCUGAAACUACAGGCAGAUAACCUAAGAGCUGACUUACAAAUAAAGGAGCAAGAAGCCAAAACUCUGACCUCAGAAUUACAGACGAAGAAGGAAGAAGUUGAGACCCUUACUCAGGAAAUCAAUUCCAAAAUUGAGUCGUUUUGUACCCUUACAUUCAAGCCAUCACAUCCGAUCAUCAGACGUUUAAACGAUGUCACGAGAAUCAUGAAAAAGCUGGACGAACUACAAAAUGAAAGCAAAGGAGCCAUCAGCACCGUUUAUUUAUCAGGGAUUCCGGGCUGUGGCAAAAGUCAAGUUGCUCGUCAACUGGGACUGGAGUUCUUUGACAAGAGGUUGCAUGAAAGCAAAGGCCUGACAUUUGUAGCAACCCUUAAUGCAGAAACCCUAGAUUCACUUGCAGACUCCUAUUCAAGUCUGGCGAGACAUCUGGGAGUUACAGAGUACACUUUGACCAACCUCGAGACCUAUUCAAAAGGGAAACCAAGAGAAAAGAUCCAGUAUCUAAAGCGAGUAAUUUACCCAAAGACGAAACAAUUUUCUAAGUGGCUAAUUAUUGUGGAUAAUGUUGUUGACCUCUCUUUAAUUCGUAAUGAUCUGCCUCCUACCGGAAGUGAAGAAUGGGGAAAAGGUCAGGUGCUAAUAACUACUCAAGAUAGCAGCUCAAUACCCGUCAAUGCUCCACUUACUUACCAUGAGUCUCUCAGCAAAGGAAUGCAUCCAGAUGACGCGAUAAACCUGUUACGACAGGUAUCCCAAAUCCAGAAUCAAGAACAGGCUGAAAAGGUCGCUGAGGUUCUUGAGUAUCAGCCACUCGCUCUUGCAGCUGCUGCCUUUUAUGUGCAAACCAUUGUGGUCAACGGCUCUCCGAAUUACAGCUGGACAAACUACAUGGAAACACUUUGCCGUGGCGAACGCGAAUCAACCGAAGAAUUUCUUGCAAACCAGAACAUGGCGUAUUCCAAGACAACGACUACUGCCAUUAAAAUGGCAGUUACCAGAGCUUCAGAAAGUGAUGAGGUUUUGCAACAAGUAUUUUGUUUGUUUUCGCUAUGCGCUUCUGAGUCUCUUCCAUUAGAAGUUGCUGUUGACUUCGUUAAAUUACGUGGUACGGAGAAAAAAGAAGAAUUGAUCAAAACUAAACUUUUAAAAUCCUCCUUAUUAUCUUGCUUGCGUGACGAUGACGGUUCAUGUACCGCUUUUCUAAGGAUUCACAACAUUGUUCACGAAGUGCUUAAGUCAGUCAUACCAUCUAAAAUCGAUUUAAAAGAUAGACUUCACAGCAUUUCUGUUGUGAUUGAUAUCUUUUAUUCUUUUUUGGAAAACAACAAGAAUCUGUUGCGUUCAAGUAGGCAUGUUUUUGCUAAGUUACGUAGAAUUACGAAUCAUUGUAAAGCAUUACAUGAAAUUCUUAACAGUGUUCAGUUGAGGAAUUCCGAAAAAAUGUUUAAUGCAAUCACCCCUGGCAAAUUAGUUUCGUGGCUCUCUUCAACUGCCGAGGUCUGCUUGGAUCUUGGUAAUCCAUCUGAUGGAUAUGUCUUUGGUAAGUCAGGCUGCAGCUUCCUACAUUUUCUAGAUGAUUCGCAAAACGAUAAAUCAAUAAUGGCGUGCACCUACAAUAUACUAGGAAAAACUUACAGUCAACUUAAUCAGUGCAGUCAAGCUAAAGAAUACACUGAGAAGGCUCUUACCAUCAGAAUAGAGGUUUACGGAGAACACCACGGUGACGUAGCCACAAGCUACAAUAAUCUAGGAAAUGUUUACAGUCACCUUGGCCACUAUACUGAAGCUAAAUUACACUACGAGAAAGCUCUUAAGCUAAGAAAAGAGAUUUAUGGUGAACACCACGGUGUGGUAGCAACAAGCUACAACAAUCUGGGACAUGUUUACAGAAACCUUAGCCAGUACGCUGAAGCUAAAGUAUACUAUAAGAAGGCUCUAACUAUGAGAAAAGAGAUUUACGGUGAACACCACGGUGACGUAGCAACAAGCUACAACGACCUUGGAAAUGUUUACAGAAAUCUUGGCCAGUACACUCAAGCUGAAGAGUACCAUGAAAAGGCUCUUGCGAUGAGAAAAGAGAUUUACGGUGAACACCACUGUGACGUGGCUUCAAGCUACAAUAACCUGGGAGUUGUUUACCGAAACCUUGGCCAGUACAGUCAAGCUAAAAAAUUUCAUGAAAAGGCUCUUACCAUAGCAAAAGAAGUAUACGGGGAACGCCAUGGUGACGUAGCAGCAGGCUACAGCAACCUGGGAAACGUUUACAGAGACCUUGGCCAGUACAGUCAGGCAAAAACACACUACGAAAAAGCUCUAACCAUCAGAAAAGAGAUUUACGGUGAACAACAUGGUCUGGUAGCAGCAACCGUCGACAACCUGGGUAUUGUUUUCAGGGAUCUUGGCCAGUACAGUCAAGCUAAAGAAUACCAUGAGAGGGCUCUUACCAUCAGGAAAAAGAUUUACGGUGAACACCACGCUAACGUAGCAGCAAGCUACAACAAUCUGGGAAUUGUUUGCAGUUACCUUGGCCAGUUCAGUCAAGCUAAAGAAUACUAUGAGAAGGAUCUGGAAAUUAGCAAGGAGAUUUACGGCGGUGAACACCAUGGUGAUGUAGCGACAAGCUACAACAACCUGGGUACUGCGUAUAGUGACCUUAGCCAGUACAGUGAAGCUAAAGAAUACUAUGAGAAGGCUCUAACUAUUAGGAAGGAUAUUUACGGUGAACAUCAUGCCAACGUUGCAACAAGUUACAACAACCUGGGAACUGUUUACAGUUACCUGGGCCAGUACUGUCAAGCAAAGGAGAACCAUGAGAAGGCUCUUACCAUAAGGAAAGAGAUUUACGGUGAGAACCACAACGUUGUAGCGAACAGUUAUGCAAAUCUUGGCUGUGUUUACAGUGACCUUAAGCAGUACGAUGCAGCUAUAGAAUCUUUUCAAAAGGCUUUGCAAAUAUAUCAAGCGGUUUACGGCGAACAACACUCUGACGUGGAGAGAAUUUGUCGAAACUUAAGAAUUGUUGAAAGGGAACAAAGAGAACAUAGCAAAGUUGAGAUCAAAUGA